CUUUUUUCUUCUAACUUAUUUUCUACAUCGGUCACUCGAAAUUGCUUCUGCUAGCUAAACUGGUGUUAGGUGUUGUCUGUUAUCCAAAUUAGAAAACCAACACUGAUAAAAUUAUUAACACUAUGUCACUGCUGAGAAGAUUUUUCCCUACUGUUCGAGCCCAAGAGGACGAAGAACUAGUCGAUCCUCAAGUUGUUAUAAGGGAAAAUUGUAAUGAAGCUGACAAGCACACUAAAGAACUGAGAAUCAGGCUGGAGGAAUGCAACAAUAGAGUCAACAGCAAAUCACAAACAGCGGAGACCUGCACAGAAGAACUUUUUGACUAUCUUCAUGCUCUAGAUCACUGUGUCACCAACAAGUUGUUUUCUCAGCUCAAGUGAAAUGUAGACAAUUUAUAAUAGAACAACUCGUGUAUAGUAAUUUAGAACUAUUUCGCAAUCUUAUUUUUUUUUUUCGAUCAUGCCGAAUAUUAUUUAAUUUUAUUGUCAUAUGGAAACUGCCAAAUAUGUAAAAAUAAAUUGUUUAUGUUA
Molecule: messenger RNA, 530 nt
Organism: Macrosteles quadrilineatus (aster leafhopper)
Lineage: Eukaryota; Metazoa; Arthropoda; Insecta; Hemiptera; Cicadellidae
Product: cytochrome b-c1 complex subunit 6, mitochondrial-like
Exons: 3
Coding region: 123-380 (85 amino acids)
Biological process (GO): mitochondrial electron transport, ubiquinol to cytochrome c
Source: RefSeq, a predicted model, not a curated record